This is a messenger RNA of Wyeomyia smithii (pitcher-plant mosquito), 5346 nucleotides long. RefSeq names its product synapsin (gene Syn). Gene Ontology annotation, molecular function: ATP binding. NCBI's taxonomy places the organism in Eukaryota, Metazoa, Arthropoda, Insecta, Diptera, Culicidae. The record is from RefSeq and is a predicted model, not a curated record. Gene Ontology annotation, cellular component: synaptic vesicle membrane; synaptic vesicle. Gene Ontology annotation, biological process: neurotransmitter secretion. The transcript has 11 exons. Bases 521 to 2143 code for a protein of 540 amino acids.
AGAAUAAGAACGAUAAUAACUCACAAAAUUUGGAUGCGAGUAUUAUAAUCUACGACAAAAAGAGUGACGGUUGUACACACGACGACAGAUAUCUAAAAAGUUCUUCGCAAGUUUAGGAAUAAAUACUGAUCUUACGGCAAAUCACACACGGAUAUAAAAAAAAGGCUAACACGGAAGGCACCGAAAAAAGUCGCGGUAUAACAGUGUAACGAAGCCCAGAAGUUGAUAGAGGAAACAAGUAACAAACUUUUAAAGGGAAAUUACUGAGGCCGCGCGGUUUUGUUGUGCAUAAUCUACUGCUUUCAAUAUUAGCACAAUAACAGACGCUGGGUGCGGGCGAAUCUGCGCCCCGCCAAAGGAUCCACCAACCGGCACACUGUCUUUCGCAAGUUUCAAAAGUAGUUUCACAAGUAAUGUUAAUUUCUUGAAGCGACGAUUCAGCUCGGGAGAUCUUUCUUCCGAGUGUGAGGAUGUCGAUCCUAAAGACUUACCGCCAGCAGCACCACUUCAGAAUCAGCCAAUGCCUGGUGGACCACCAAAUAUUCCACCGCCGCCGGCACCAGCACCCGCAGUAUCACCAGGCACAGUCCCUGGUUCAGCUCCACCUACUGGAGGCCCCGAGCUAUCUCUGAGCUUCGGAAAGGGGCCGCAAAGAGGAACAAGUGCUCCAUCUAGUCCUGCGAAAUCACGAGAAAGUUUGCUGCAGCGAGUCCAAAGUUUAACUGGAGCUGCUCGUGAUCAGGGCGCUUCUAUUAUAGGCGCUGCAGUAUCCAGUGCAACCCGUGUCCAACCUUUCAAUAAAGACAAGUGCUUCACACUGCUGGUUCUAGAUGAUCAAAACACGGAUUGGUCAAAAUAUUUCCGUGGUAAACGACUUCACGGUGACUUCGAUAUACGGGUGGAGCAAGCAGAGUUUAGAGAAAUCUCGCUUACAGCAAACGCAGAUGCUGGUCCAUUAAUCUCAUUCAUACGAGGAAGUUCAAAACAACCAAAGUCUUUCCGACCCGACUUCAUUCUUGUUCGUCAAGCACCACGGGACGGAACCAAAGAUUAUCGGUCCACUCUUUUGGGCUUAAAGUAUGGCGGAGUGCCUAGCAUCAAUUCAUUGCAUUCACUGUAUCAGUUCCAGGAAAAACCGUGGGUUUUUGCUCACUUGUUACAGCUUCAACGACGCUUAGGCAGGGACGGUUUUCCGCUUGUAGAACAGACAUUUUUUCCGAAUCCACAAGACAUGUUAACUUGGCAAAAAUUUCCGUGCGUUUUGAAAGCAGGCCAUUGUCAUGGAGGCGUAGCUACGGCUAAACUAGACAACCCUAGUGCAUUGCAGGACGCUGCUGGUCUAUUGCGAGGCGCCGGAGUCACUGACGCUUCUUAUUGCAGUCUAGAACCAUACAUUGAUGCUAAGUUUGACGUUCAUAUUCAGAAAAUCGGUGUCAAUUACAAAGCUUUCAUGAGAAAAUCUAUUUCUGGAAACUGGAAAACAAAUCAAGGAUCAGCUAUGCUCGAACAGAUUCCGAUGACUGAAAAAUAUAAAACAUGGAUCGAUGAGGUCUCUGAAUUAUUUGGAGGUAUGGAAGUUUGUGGUGUUGCUAUAAUCGUAUCUAAAGAAGGUAAAGAAUUCAUAAUUAGUGCAUCCGAUUCCACAUUCCCUUUGAUGGGUGACACUCAAGAAGAAGAUCGUCGACAAAUUGCGGAUCUGGUUGUAGGGCGCAUGCAGAAUGUAUGCCGGCCAUCAAUCAUGACCAAAGCUUCGUCACGUACAUCAAUUUCAUCGCGUGGCGGAAGUCCUAGUGAAGAAACCCCUCCGGUGCCCAUCGGUACACGCCCAGUUCCAGUUGGUGGAGGUCCACCUCCAAUUCCUGAGCGUACUACUCCUGGAGUUGGAUCGAUUGGUCGUCAUGGAAGUUUCAGUAGUCAAUCUGGAGAUCAAUUAGAGCAACCAAUAGAGAAAGCUCCGGUGCUGAAUAAUGUCGGGCGUCGGGAUUCUCAAGCAUCACAAUCCAGUUCUGUGUCCGGUAUAUCAUCAGCUUCCGCAGCACGGUCAAACAAAAUACCAGGCGGUCAAGCAUCCGUGGUUGAUGAAGCAGAAGACACAAUGAAAAACCUUCGUAAAACUUUUGCUGGAAUAUUUGGUGAUAUGUAGGAUUUAGCUAAAAAGAAGAAACCACAGCGUGGAGGUGAAAGCACAGCUAGUAGUGCUGCCAACAGUAUGCUGAGCACUCGCGAAAAUUCGAUUGAUAGUGUUAUUGUUCGUCCCGUUAGCACGAGCUUGGUAGACAAGGAUCAAUUUAUGUGCAACGGUAACGCAAACCAGACGCAUAGUGCAGCACCAACAAGCAACGCUGAUAAUAACACUCAAAACAGCAGAAUAGAUGGUGUUUCUUCUUUUGGUAAUAGGUCUGAAUCGAACAAUUACCCCUCCAUGCUUGAAACGUGUGUUGCAGAGACUUCCAGUACACAAGAAACUAAAAAAGUAGCCUACGAUCCAGCUAUAAACGAACGUAUAAAUCCAUUUAAUAAAGAUAAAACAGUAGCCAAUCGUGCGGCGGCUGUUGGAUCUAUUAUGUCAUCUUCUAUUUCUACCACUACUACUACUGUUACUACUACUAUUACUAGUGGCAAUAUAGGUGGCCGCGAAAACUACGCGAAUUCAACAGCGUUAUCCUUGGCAUUCAAUAAACCACCAGCAGAAUCGAUUUCGUCUACUUAUACCACUUCUACUAACAUAACCAUUAGCGAUAAGAGAGGUGAUAACGUGAAAGACCGUUACAGCACGCAGCAAGGUAUCAGGGAUCAAUCGCAAACUGCUCGUUUUGAAAUGCAGUCCAGUGCUGCCAUAAACAGUGGAACGACCACGUCAUCACAACUACGUGAGAUAAAGAAACAAGAGUUUGGUCGCACAAAACGCUCCUCAUCCGAUGCCGAAUUAAUCUUUGGCGAAAAAGGACCUGAUUUUUACAAGCCACGCUUCAGUACAACUGGUAUUGGGCGGGAUUUCAAGAAUAGCAAUGACUCAUUAGGAGAUGCAGAUAUUAUUUUCGGCACAAGCGCGGUUAGUGGACCUCCGUCAGUCACCUCAACCGCAGGGGAGAAUACAAUAGGUGGAAAAUUUAAUCCAUUAUUAUCUCAAGAGAGCCGGGACAGUUUCAAUAGUAGCAUUUCCGAUUCCGAAUACAUUUAUGGUAAAAAGGAAGACCGUAGUGUAUUUUCUAAAAGCCUGUCGGUUUCAUCGGAACAAGCAGAUAUAACUGCUGCAGAGAAAUUUCGAACUGCUCCAAAAGCCUAUGACCCACCAAAAAGCGCUUCGUUGGUGUCUAGUUCCGGUAGUGGGAAAUGGAACUAUAAAUAUGCUGACGAUGAUAACUAUGAUCUCAAAUAGAAAGUAUUAUACCCGCAGGUUGGUUACUGUUAAUGUGUAAUCAAAACAAGAAACCCACACUGAAAAAUAUCGUUUUAAAAAACGUAUACUCUAUUUGCAUGCUAAAAUAAAGCCAAACACUAUGUAGCAUAAUUACAAGCACAAGUUGAUCGUAUCCAAAAUAUGGAGGAGAAACCAUGCCUAGUACAUUCCUUAGGAUAUUUAAGUGAAGAAAAGAAUAAACGUAAUGCAGCUUACGCAUGAAAAAUCUUGUCGCAUUUACAUAUAUACUAUGCCAUAAAUAAUAUAAAUUAAAAUUAAGUACAGUUCUCGAUUAGCCUCUUAUAUAUCCUGGUUUCAUUGUUACCUGCAAACCUGAAAAUUGCUGUAAGACACAAACAAAACCCCUUUGCAAACCAACUUUAUUGAAUCAAAUGUUAGUUAUUGUUUAACUAAACUUAUACCAUACUCAUACUCUGUGCAUGUGGCAUACUCAUAGUGAUAGUUUACAUAGCAUACACUAUAUGACAUAUUUCAUUUGUUCAUAAGAGUUCACCUAAUCGUUGAUUAUUUUAAUCUACUGUACUAAAAACAUUAAUUUCUGUUAUACUUACAUAAUCGAUAGUCCACAAAUAAUUGAAUAAUAAAACUCAAUAUGAAUUCAUAUCACACUACAGUUAUUAAAUGAUUUGCUAUAAAUACAAUUGCGUGUGCAGUAUAUACCAAUACUAAGUUAUGAAAUGCGAUUUUUUUUUUGCUUUAUUAAUUUAUAGUGCACAAACUCAUGAACCGAGUUGUAUAAACUUCAUGUUGUGCAUGUAAUGAUGUUCACAAAAAAAAAACCUAGCGGUACGCACGAAUUAAUUUAGUUAACAUAUUGAUGGUUGAAAAAAUAAUUGACGUCAUACAUUAAAUAAUUACUUAUAUCAAAUAACGAAAGUUAGGUAAAGAUUCACAAAAACACAGCUAUAAACAUAGAUCAACAACAUACUCUUAAUAUCCAGUAAAUGUUGUUAGGCUAUUUAACGAGUUUAACGAGUAUGAUUUGAAAUUGAUAAACAAUAUAAGUCGCUUCUAUUGUUAUAAUUACAAAUGAUCUAUCGAGAUUCUAACCAAUUACUGUAGGAAACCUCUGCUGAGUUGACUAUCUUUAAAAUAUCGUUGAAAAAUUAACCUUAUCUCAAUUAAAAAUAUCAUAUGAAGACAAUAUUAUUAAAAUAGUUAAUAUUUACAUAACAUAUAUUCGAAUUCCCGGCAAAACAAAAUGUUAAUGAAGGUUACUGUAACUGCAUAUUUACUGAAAUAUUCCUCAACAGCGUACUUGUUAUGGGCAAAAUAAACUACAUAAGAGCAGCUUUACUCUAUUCAUAGGAAGUCACAAACGUUUGAAGUUUAUCAAUACCGAAUGUCAUAAAUGGUAUCAUUGUGAAAGUAUACAUCUCUUCUACGGUUCGGUAGAUCAUAUACUAAUUAAAGAUCGCAAAUAUACCAUCAGACAAAGGCUAAUGAUAUUGAUUAUUUUGGUAUAAGAUUGACCACCGAAAUCAUGCACAAAACUUGGCUUCUGUUUCACUGAAAACCAUGAUUAACACAACGAAAAGAUGUAAACAAACGUACAGGUAUUUUACUGUCUGUUUAUUCGGACUUUGUUGAAGCAAUCAAUACGCAUAUAUGUGCACUCCAAAAGUCCACUAACUUCAUACUUGAAGCAUAGAUAACUAAAACAGGUUACAGCUGAAAAAGUAUUGUUAUUUAUAGUUAAACAAAAAUACUUAUGCAACAAAACAAAUCGUAAAAAACGUUUUCACAUCAUUAUUAAUGUGCAUAAUCCAGCUGUAUUCGUAAUCAAGGGAUAUUACAAUACAAAUUAAAUAUAAAGCAAAUCAAUCAACUACCAGCUCAUGUUACGUGAACUAACAUUAAAUAUACUGGAACAGUUUAUGUAUUAUCAUAUAAAGUGAUCAAUAAUAAAAGGAGUUGAAAAUCGA